This is a messenger RNA of Triplophysa rosa, 2974 nucleotides long. RefSeq names its product LIF receptor subunit alpha b (gene lifrb). Bases 192 to 2786 code for a protein of 864 amino acids. Gene Ontology annotation, cellular component: external side of plasma membrane. Gene Ontology annotation, biological process: cytokine-mediated signaling pathway. Lineage: Eukaryota; Metazoa; Chordata; Actinopteri; Cypriniformes; Nemacheilidae. The record is from RefSeq and is a predicted model, not a curated record. Gene Ontology annotation, molecular function: cytokine receptor activity; protein binding. The transcript is spliced from 18 exons.
UCCAGCUUGAGCUACAGUCCACACGUAAACUCACUGCACUCUACAACUCCUGGGAUUUAUAUUUUGUACAAUUAUGGUGUUCGGGAAUAAUCAGAAGAGUUGGUUCAUUUGCCUUCUCGGUGUCCGGUGAAUAGCCUACUUCUUAAUUUAGCAGAUCCAAUUGCUGAUGGAGACAUUGGAAAACCAUACUCAUGCAAAAUUGUCAUAGCUCAGUCAUGCCAGUUUGGGUUUUGUGUGUUUUGCUUACAUCUCUGAUUCAUCAAACAGAGCAGGAUGGGCAUCUACCUCCUGUUAAAUAUGUUACAGUGUAUGCAGAAGAAAAUGACAUAUUUAAGAGCGGUGCAUGGGUGUUGAACGUUGCAUGGAGAGAUGAAUUUGUUGAAAAUACUGAAUCUGAGAAACUUAUGUAUGAUAUAGAAGUACUUCGCACUGAGCAAAUGAUGAGGGUUCACCAUGAGACAAUACAGGUGAAGGCAGACCCAACAACCCGCCAUCAAUGGAAAUGGACAUCACCUCUACCUUUGCAGUGCACCUCCCAUUCGGUCAGACUGAGACGCCGAGAUCAACAUCAGACUGGCAACUGGUCAGCAUUAUACACUUACGAAGGACAAGAUCUAAAUGCCUCAAAAACAACUGUCUAUCCACAAGACCAAUAUUUCCUGGUUGGGAGCAGCAUCACUUUGUGUUGCAUCUUGAAGGCAGAGAAUGUUCCAUCAUUCAGUUCCCAUAUGUUUAAAAUUCGCAUCAGCAACAGGACCAUCAUCACAAAACCAGUUCAACUUUACAGCACAAGCAGACCAAUAAUCUUAGAUUGUGAUGAUGCAGGGACCACUGUUUUCAUAGGCUAUCCCCCUGAUGACCAGAAUCUCACGUGUGUCACUCGGGAUCUCAGCUCUAUGCAAUGUUCCUGGAACCAUGGUCGAGAGACUCUAAUUGAGGGACUAAAAGGAGAGACAAAGUACACACUUAAUGGAAGACACUGUCAGUUUAGUCCGUGUGUCCUACCUGAAAACACGGAGACCAGUUGGACCCUGACUGCCCAAAAUCCACUUGGCGUGAAGAUAAUCAAUGAUACAGCAGACCCCCUACAUAGAGUAUGGUUGAGAGCACCUAAGAACAUACUAUCCAAUGCUAAUGAAAGAAAUGCCACUCUUCAGUGGAGCUGGGACCUGCAAAAAUACAAUUCCUUUUCAAUGAUAUGUCAAGUGGAACUCAAUGGACACAUUUACAAUAAAACCUUCAGCGGAACGGGACUCAAAUCAUUCGUCCUUGAAGAUCUACAGCCUUUCACUGGUUACAGCGCUAAAGUGCACUGUGGGUCUUCUGAGCACUUCUACACGUGGAGUGAAUGGAGUGAAAUGACCCUUUUCAGAACCAAAGAGGACAUUCCAGAACCAGUAGAUGUUUGGAUGCAAUAUUUAGAAGAAAGUACAUAUGUUAUAUGGAAGCAAUUAACAAAAGAGCAAAGUCAUGGGGUUCUUACGGGCUACGAAGUUACCAUCACUGACACUAAAAACAAGACAAGCAGUAACCACGCAGGACCGAAUACCACAUACUACAGCGACAGCGCUGAAAAUGAAACAGGAGAUCACAUGAUCUCAGUCUCAGCCAAAAACUCAGCUGGUCUGUCUCCUCCUGCCAGCAUCAUCAUCACACGUUAUCCUGGCAGUAGUGUCAAUUUAAAGCGUAUCAAUGGCAGUAAUGGUGGAUUUGAUAUAGUUUGGUUGGAAAGCUCCAGUUCCACUUGUGGCUAUGUUGUUGACUGGUUUCCAACCUACAGUAAGGAAAAAUGUGCUGUACAAUGGAAGAGGAUCCCAGCUGGUCACUUAAGCACAAGGAUUGAGUCAAAGUUUUUAAAGCAAGGAGUCAGAUAUAAUGUUUCAGUCUACAGCUGCACUGCUGGUGCUCCACAGCUUCUGCAGAGAGGAGAGGGUUAUGCUAUAGAGAAAAAGCCAUUCGAAAAGGUUCGGAAUGUCAAAGGUAAGCCGAAUGGAAGACAUCUUGUGCUCUCCUGGGAAAAAUUGCCCUUAGACAAGCAUGGAGGCUUCAUGCUGGGUUACAAAGUCACGAUUUUCCAUUCUGAUUCCAAUACAACUAUGAAACCAAUGAUAACAGAAGAAACUACAGUUAAUUUAACAUUAGAUCCUGGAUCCUACGCUAUCAACGUUUCUGCAUUUACAUCUGUAGGGGAAGGUGAUAAUGCCACAUUCCACGGAAGAAUAGAGAAAGACCUUCUCGAAAUGAUUCUGGCCACUGUUUUGGGUUCCAGCGUAGCAGCUCUUAUGUUUAUCAUCAUUACAUUCCUUUGCUACAGAAGGAGAAAGUGGUUAAAGAAAAUGUUGUAUCCAGAUAUACCUAAACCAAAACUUUCUGGGCAAUGGACUAAAAAGGGUAUUUAUUGCUCCGAGAUGACUGAAAGAUAUAUGAAGUGUGAAAUCCAGGAGGUUCACAGUAUAGAACGUCCUGCACUAGACGCCGCAGAUGGCAUUCUCCUCAUCAGAUCUAAUUCCAUAUUACUUCCAACUAAUAAUCUCCACCAGAAUAAUUCUAAAUUCCCAGUUGUUUCAUCCUUUAGUCAUGUAACCUCUUUUAUCACCUUGGAUCCCAUUUCAUCACGGCCCUGUGUUCAAAAGCUUACAUCAGCUAUCGAAAACCCCACAUAUAAUAUAAUCUCACAAGAAUCAGGUAAUAUGUCCCUUUUAUCUGAACCCGCACUGGAAAUGGACGAUUCUUACCUUCCGACUCCUAACAAUGUUCAUAAUCAUUUUCAUGACAAAGACUUUUAGGAUUACAAGACCCAUACACCAAUGUCCUAAAUAGUGUGUUUGUAAAUAAUGUAAACUUGAUGUGUAUGUGAACUUUGCCAGUAUAAACUAUGCUGUGAAUGUUAUGUAUAGUAUGAUAUCUCAACACUAUUUCUUUUAAAUACUAUGAUGAAAUAAAGCUGCGACUAGUGGUGAUUUUUAUAUUUCAA